ACCCACAGGGCUCUUCUGCGAGAGAGUCAUUCCAUCACUAACUUUACUGCAUUUCGUGACGCGGUGUUCUAUUAACAUUUAAAUAAAACUCUUCUCCCUUUGCAAAACAGAAUAAAAACAGAAGUUCUUGGGAUCAAGGGUUUAAAGGGAACUUAUACUAUACUUUCCUCUCAUCUAUUCGUUGAUUCUUUACUCUUUACCGCCGACCCUACAUUGGCCGUCCCCUGCUGCUUGUUUCACCAAGUGUUUCGAUCCAAACUUCGUGUGAAUACUCCAGACCAAUGUCUUUCAGCCAGAGUGGUUCCAACCCCGGCGAGGGCUUGGAAGAAUACUUUUCGCAUAUGCCAUCUCAAUGGAUGGAGGCUCAAAGUUCCCCUUAUGGGCCGGUGACGCAUCCAUACCAAACAACACCAAUAUACCAAGCUGCUGCGAUCUUAACCCCAUCCAGUCUGGCGGAAAACCCAUAUGCGCAUACCCGACCCAGUCCUGUGCUCAGUCACCACUCACAAGAGUAUCAUUACUCUAUCCGCGAGCCUGUCCCUCCCCAUGGACUUGGAAUUUCGACACCGUAUCCAACCUACUUCUCGCGAAAUCUGGACGUCGGCCUAGAGAGCGGACCUAGCGGAUACGGGUUGAGAGAAGAUACUCUGUCCCCUCCGCCAUCAAGGAAACGGCAGCGGCGAGGAUCCAAGCAGCUCGUAUUGCGAGAUCCUCCAGUUUCAAUCCUCCCCCACCCUGACGGCCUCCAGCGACUAGAACAAGAACGACUGCAGGGCCAUCCUGACCCCCAUCCCCACCAGCGACCCCGGGCUCCCGGGCGCGGCCGGAGGGACCCGCAAGCCGAAGAAGAAGAUGCCUUUGUAGAAAGACUUCGAGAGCAAAACUUGGCAUGGAAAGUCAUCCGAGAGAUGUUCCGUGAGAAGUUCAACAAAGACGCCACAGAGGCUCGUCUACAGAUGCGACAGCUGCGCAGGCGCAAAGAGCGGCUAGCGCGGUGGGACGAGAACGAUAUUCGCGUUCUCAUGCGGGCUAGACAUUACUGGGAGCAAGAAAAAUACAGUCUGAUAGCCCAGAAGAUGAAAGAAUUCGGAGCCUCUGGCUCCUACACGCCGGAGCAAUGCGAAGAGCAACUGCGAUAUAUCGAUUCACAACGCGACCGAGAACGAUCGAUAAAAUCUCGAUUAAUUGAGCCUCAACCAACCCAAGGACGGACACUUUUGAAAGCACCCCGAGAGAAAGCUAGCACUACAACAUGAUAGCCUUGUUGUCUUCUUUUGUCUUUUUAUAGACUACCUUUACAUUUCCGUAUCUUUCUAUUUCCCUAACUUCUUCCUUUUCUUUCUCUCCAAGUCUACGACUAACUCACAAUUUUGGUGGAUUCUUUUUUACUUCCUCAUUUUGCAUGCGCGGUUAGGACUCUCUGCUUUACAUUUAUUGGGACUAUCUUUCUUUUUACCACCUUCACAUAUCCGUACAUAUAUAUACCCUUCAUUGAACCAUUCUCAUCUCCAAAAAGACCUAUUAUUCCUCUGUACAGAGUACCAAAUCGAAAUCCACCAAAGAAUAAGCCGGGAA
Messenger RNA from Aspergillus ochraceoroseus IBT 24754, 1575 nucleotides. RefSeq lists its product as uncharacterized. The coding region runs from base 282 to 1256 and encodes 324 amino acids. The transcript has 4 exons. The record is from RefSeq and is a predicted model, not a curated record. Lineage: Eukaryota; Fungi; Ascomycota; Eurotiomycetes; Eurotiales; Aspergillaceae.